Molecule: messenger RNA, 1323 nt
Organism: Pieris macdunnoughi
Lineage: Eukaryota; Metazoa; Arthropoda; Insecta; Lepidoptera; Pieridae
Source: the annotation of a GenBank genome assembly
AUGAGUGAAAAAGUUAAUAUGUCCGAAACGAAGGAAGGUGAAUAUAAUCCCUACGAACACAGGAAAGUCCUCAAGCCCAGUUCGGAUUUCAGGGCUACUGCAAACAUCAUUAAAGCAUCUUUGGGUUCCGGCCUCUUAGCUGGUCCACUCGCGUUCUCCAACUCUGGGUGGGCAAUUGGUAUAGUAGGCACCAUCCUUAUUGGUAUCAUAUGUGGGCAUUGUAUUCAUAUUCUCGUGAAAACUUCUAGAGGCUGUUGUAAAAUAGAAAAGAAACCUCAGUUAAACUAUGCCGAAACUUGCCAGUCCGCCUUCGCAAAUGGACCUAAAUGUCUACGGCGUUAUGCAAAAACUGCCAGCAUUAUAGCGGAGUUUUCGCUAUUAUCUACUUACGUUGGCGUGUGUUGUAUUUACACAGUCCUUAUAUCGGAUUCUAUCAAACAGUUAAUAGAUAGAUACGUACCUGGCGUUGUUCUACCUGUAGAAUAUUACUGCUUGAUUAUAUUAGUGCCAUUAUGUUUACUAUGCCAAGUGAAAUACUUGAAAUGGCUCGCGAUAUUCUCGUUGCUAGCAAAUUUGUUCCUCGUCGCAACCUACGUGAUUUGCCUCUACUAUAUAUUUGGGGAUGAGAUAAAUUUUACAGACAAGAAAAUCGUCGGUGACCCGGCCAGACUCCCGGCUUUUAUGUCAACUGUUAUCUUCGCAAUGGAAGGAAUUGGAUUAGUAAUGCCCGUUGAGAAUGCGAUGAAGAAGCCCCAGAACUUUCUUGGUUGCCCCAGUGUGCUUGUGGUGGCGAUGUCAGCCAUUGUCUUCUUUUACAGCACCCUUGGGCUUUUCGGUUACUUCCGAUACGGGGACCUUGCAAGGGGAUCCAUCACUCUUAAUCUUCCUAUAGAUGACUGGCCCGCGAUCUGCGCCAAGGGUUUCAUAGCUCUGUCGAUUUUCUUCACUUAUCCAUUACAAUUCUACGUUGUCUUUGACAUAUUUAAGAGAUACACAGAUCGUCACGUCAAAGACAAUUGCAGGAGUUUUAUUGAUAUCGGAGGCCGAGUUCUUGGUGUUUGUUUCUGUGUUGGAAUCGGCGUAGCGCUACCGCUACUGGAACAGAUUAUAAAUCUCGUCGGAGCCUGUUUUUAUUCAAUAUUGGGACUGAUUAUUCCCGGAAUAGUGGAAACCGUAUUCCGCUGGGAGGACCUUGGAUUCCUUAAAUGGGUUUUGCUGAAGAACAUUCUUAUUGUCGCAUUUGGUUUUACAUGUCUGAUAUCUGGUUGUACAGUGACUAUUAUGGAUAUUAUCGAAAUACUGCACAACAAAACUGUGAUGUAG